This is a messenger RNA of Suillus fuscotomentosus, 776 nucleotides long. RefSeq lists its product as uncharacterized. NCBI's taxonomy places the organism in Eukaryota, Fungi, Basidiomycota, Agaricomycetes, Boletales, Suillaceae. The transcript has 5 exons. Bases 142 to 549 code for a protein of 135 amino acids. The record is from RefSeq and is a predicted model, not a curated record.
UUCGCUGCUCGUUUUUUGAUAAGCCAAUCUGGAAUAGACGACGAUGAGCCUGCUACUGCGCCAUUGACAGUAUAAACUUUCACGUCCAUCCUAGCUGCGCCAACUUGAAAAAGAAAAUUAAUUCCCUCAAACCGCGUCUCCAUGCCAGACCAAAAUCAAUCACAAUACGCAGCGGCAGCGCACGUUCCACUCAUAAAGUCACCAGGUCUUCGAGUUCCUCCACCUGUACAUCUACCACCAGACAUCCACCCUCUCCCCGAUAGCGUCAUUCCAUACUUCGUCUAUCCAUACACACUAGAACCUCACAUCCUCACAGUCGAGUCUUCUCGGCGCAUGACACUCGCGGCACAUACGGCGAAAAGGGAGGCCUAUCUUCGAGCGAGAGAGGACGAGCGUGAAUGGCGGAGAAAGGAGGCACUCAGGCGUGUCGCACCUGGUUUUGAUCCUGCGGCGACUCUUGUGCCUGUUCGUGCUGAAACUGGUGAGGUUAAGACGGAUGUGAUGGAUCAGCUUGUGGACCAGCUUGCUAGGAUGGAGAAUAGCAGUUGAGUUGCUGAGCAUAUUAAGUAUUUCGUCGGAAAGGACACUUUGACCCAGGACACCGUGCUUUGUGAUUCAAACACUUUUUUAAGGUCUUGUAAUCUAAUUUUUUCUUCUAAUUUCAUUCGAGUAUUGGAUGCGACCACUCGGCCUCCCAAACUCACGGAUCAGCAUAACAUUCACUUAUCUCCAGCAUUGAUCAUAGUAAUCGAAAGGUACAUGCUGGUCUCCCCGGC